Klebsormidium nitens is the source of this 1116-nucleotide messenger RNA. The record is from the annotation of a GenBank genome assembly. NCBI's taxonomy places the organism in Eukaryota, Viridiplantae, Streptophyta, Klebsormidiophyceae, Klebsormidiales, Klebsormidiaceae.
AGACUGUAGAGGCUGAGCUGCCCGGCGCCCGCCACACAGGCUCCAACUCCGAAUCCUCAGCGCUCACAUUCAUCUCACAUCAUGAGGCCAGGGAGACUACCUAAUAGUAAUAAGAGGAGCUCCUACACCGUAAUCCGAAAGGAGUCCCCCUUCACUAUCAGAACAGAGGAGUACAUAAAUUCCAAGUACCUCGGGCCUUCUGGGUUGCAUCGUUUGGAGACCCAGCAGGCGUGCAUUUGGCAUUAAUACUCAGAAGAGUACAUCGUUGGAUUUUGCAUCUUCAAACACGUUACAAUCAUAAUGAAUCCAGAGAUGAUCAAGUUUGCCGCUGAGCAGAUGCAGCGGAUGUCGCCAGAGGAGAUUGCAAGAAUUCAGCAACUUGCAGCAAGUAUGGAUCCAAGCGUGAUGGCUUCUGCUGCACGGAACAUGCAAUCCUUGAGACCCGAGGACAUGAGGAUGGCAAGCGAGCAGUUGAAGCAAUUCUCACCUGAGCAGCUCAAGGAGAUGGGGGCUGGUAUGGAAAACUCAGAUGACCUACUGCGGAAUGCUGCGAUUCUUGAGGAACAUACAGGAGCUCGUCGUCAGUAUGACUUGAAGGUAGCGCAGAAGCUAAAAGCUGAGGGAAACCAACUUGUCUCCUCUGGCAAGCAUGGGGAAGCAUCCCAAAAGUAUCUGAAGGCCAAGUCGAAUCUGGAGGGGCACGAAUCUGUGGAAGCACGGACGUUGAAAACAUCCUGUUCCCUUAACCUGCUUAUCUGCUAUCUCCGGACUGGACAGAACGAGGAAGCAGUCCGGGAAGGGUCAGAGGUCCUGCGGACAGAUCCAAGCAACUUGAAAGCUCUGUAUCGAAGAGGUCAAGCCCACAGAGCAUUGGGGAAGCUGCAGCUAGCCCUUACCGACCUGAAGAAGGCCUCCCAAAUAGACCCUGACGACGAGACAGUUCGAAACGCCGCUCAGGAAGUGAAGGAGGCUCUGGCGAAGCAACGUUCAGAGAGCUCCGAGCCCGGGAUCCACAGCGAAGUUGAGUACAGAGUCCCCAGUUGCAGAGCCUACCAAAAGAGCGGCUACAACCUCAAGUGCGCCAACGGGUGCAGAAACUUUAGGAGCUCCUCCUAG